Colletotrichum truncatum is the source of this 945-nucleotide messenger RNA. RefSeq lists its product as uncharacterized. NCBI's taxonomy places the organism in Eukaryota, Fungi, Ascomycota, Sordariomycetes, Glomerellales, Glomerellaceae. The record is from RefSeq and is a predicted model, not a curated record.
AUGCCGCGCCUAGCACUACACCACAUCGCUGCCGUCGCGCUGAUAUCAGCGGGCAUUGCGAAUUUACCCUCGCUCGUCACGGCGGAAGAUCUCGAGGCGGAGGAUGUACCGCCCGAGUGCGCUCAGAUGUGUGCGCCGAUCGUGGAGUUGACGGGGCGAUGCGACGCCAUGACUGAGCAGAGGUUUGGAGAUUUCGGCAAGAGAUGGGAUUCUCACCAAGUAUCACAACGCACCAGCCGGAACAGAAGAUACACGAGGAAAAGAAGUGCUGAAAAGGGGGCCCGGGAGAAGAGGCAGGAAUCGGAAAGCGAAAGCGACAGCGACAGUGACGGCGAGGUCGAGAACUCGGGGAGGCCGCCGCCGGUGGCUGUGGCGGCGGCGAGGCAGGCUAAUAAAGAGUGCGUUUGCGGGGAGAGGUCGUUUGACGUCGUUGGUGUUUUGAACUCGUGCGCGACGUGUAUCGCGGGUAACGCGACGGCCAUCGAGGCGAACGAGGAUAUCAAGGAAAUCAUCGCCGAGUGCGGCUUCAAUGGUCCUCCGCCAACGCCUUCAGCACCAGCAACCACGUCCGCGCCUCCGGUAGUAGCCCCGGCAGAGCCCCCCGCGAAUACAGGACUGACGACGUCGCUGCCUGCAAUGCUGGCACCCGAGAGGCCAUCCGAGGUUACACCAUCGGCGUCAACUUCAUCAACGCCGCCGCCGCCACCACCUGCGAUAAUACAGACUCCGUCGGGGCCCCCGGUGGCAUCGCCGACUCCGGAGGUAUCAAUUACACCAGUUACUGUCUUUGAGACGCCGUCGUUCAGGACUCUACCGCCUAUUGUCUCCCCGAAUGAUUUCCCGCCUUCCAGGAGUGACGUGCAGAGUGAUGCUGCGGCUCGGUUUGACGGUUGGUUGUUUGGCAAGGUUGUGUUAGUCAUGAUGGCGGUUUUACUAUUGAAAUGA